UAAAGAAAGUCUGUCGUUCAUUCCGAUGUGAACCUUCGCGGUGCAUCACCGUGUUUUGUGCCAUACCUUUUGUUUUCUCGCACGUAACAUUGUUAUAGAAAAAGAUAUGUACAGUGUAUAAACUGUGUUAUUAUGAAGCUGACUGGUGUAUUAGGUCACGCGCCUAACAGCAGAGUUCGAAGAACAGCAACCAGGCUCUGCAGCCUUCAGUCAUGGAAGAGGCGGCUACCGGUCACAAUAUGGCUGCCGAAGUACACCUUCGAGUUCUUAUUACGAGAUAUUAUAGCAGGUAUUACUGUGGGAUUGACUUCAAUACCUCAGGGCAUCGCUUACGCAAUGGUCGCCGGCCUGCCUCCACAGGUAGGUCUCUACUCCAGUAUAUUUCCUGGUCUGGUGUACAGCAUGUUUGGCAGCUGCAAAGAUGUGACGGUGGGACCCACUGCGAUACUGUCAGCUCUGCUCGCUAAAUACGUGGCCAAAUCCGCUGACUUCGCGUAUUUAGCAUCGUUCCUCUCUGGGUGCAUUAUCAUGUUGUUGGGGAUAUUGCAAUUAGGAUUUCUACUCGAUUUUAUAUCGAAGCCAGUCAUAUGUGGAUUUACAACAGCUGCAGCGCUUCAAAUAAGCGCUUCACAGCUGAGAUCAUUGUUUAGGAUAGCAGGGUCGUCUGGUGGAACUUUCAUCGACGCAAUAAUAAACUUCUUCACGCACAUCACGACGAUACACCUGUGGGACUCUGUGUUGGGCAUCUCGACCAUUAUAGCUCUUAUUCUUCUUAAGCGUGCAGUAAUCCCAGUGUCAGAGACGUCAUCGGUCUGCCGCACGCAACUAGCGAAAUCGUGGCAGUAUGUGGUUCGCGCUAGGAACGCUCUGGUGGUGUUUGUAUGCGCUAUCGUUGCUUUCAUACUCAAAACAAAGGGACUCACGCCGUUCGCUCUCACUGGUACGAUUCAAGGCGGUCUGCCCAAUUUCAGUCCACCACCAUUCUCAACUGAAGUCCUGAACAAAACUUUGGACUUUGAAGACAUGCUCACAGUGUACGGUCCGGAAGGUUUAGUGAUGCCGCUAGUCGCUAUAUUAGAGAGCAUCGCCAUUGCCAAGGCUUUUGCUGGUGCCACAUCGGUGGACGGCACGCAGGAGAUGAUCGCGAUCGGCGCAUGCAACAUUGUCUCGUCGUUCGCGCAGAGCAUGCCGGCCACGGGCUCCUUCACUCGCACCGCUAUCAACCACGCCAGCGGGGUCACCACACCCGCUGGAUCCUUCUUCAAAGCAUGCCUGGUGCUGCUGGCAGUGACGCUCCUAGCUGAUGCGUUUUACUUCAUCCCAAGAGCUACCCUCGCCGGUAUCAUCAUGGUCGCUAUGUUCUCUAUCAUAGAGCUGACCAUCGUCAAGCGGCUGUGGAGGAAUAGCAAAAUAGAGCUGGUGGUUUACGCCCUGACUGUGGUGAUGGGAGCCUGCGUGGGGUUAGAGUACGGGAUACUGGUGGGAGUGUGUGCGGAUAUCCUGAGGGCGCUGGCACACACCGCGCGACCGAACAUACAUACCAGUAUGUUUAAGGUGGGGAACCAGGACUGCGUGUCGCUGGUGCUGGUGGGCGCGCUGUCGUUCGCGUGUUGCGAGAGAGUCCCGCGGGUUGUGCGCGGGGUGCGGGGGGAGUGGGCGCGCGCCCGCGUCGUCAUACUCGACGGCAGGCAACUGCACGCGAUAGACUAUGGCGUCGCUGAGAACCUAAUAUCUGUGAUACUAGACCUGGAGGAGGACAACAGAAGGAUCCUCUUGUGGAACUUUAAGGAGAGCCACCAGCGGCUGUUCGAGGACCUGCAUCCUGGCUUCUCGGAGAAGUUCGUCAGCGGUCCCAGCAUAGACCAGCACAUACUCAGUAUGUGCAAACACCAUUGGUUCUGUAACAUGAACGAAUUGAGUAUGAGUUGACUAUACAGAGCUGGGUUUGGAGCUACGAUAGCGGAACAAGGGAAGCGCCGGGUUACUUAACUAGUCUAUAAUUAAUACAUAUCAAAUGGAAAUAGGGUAAAGUGACCUAUUUUUGACAGAUCACAAAUGUAUCGCCUAUUUUAUUUAUAUAAUUUUAUCUAACCAUAUUUUUAUAAUGGACAUUUUUAAGUAGUUUUCUAAUGAAAACUUGGUUUAUAAAAGUGUUAAUCCUAUAGUUAAAUAUCUAAUAUGCCAAUAAAUUUGUGGAGUGUCAUAGUUGGGGUACUUUACCCUAUUAAAACUUAGUUAUAAGUAAAAAAAUAUUUUAUUAUUACAGUUGCUUUACUAUAGCUUCUAUCGUCCUUGGUAGAUAGUGUGGUGAAGUUCAACUCAUUGGCUAUAGAGGUACUUACAUUCAAAUUGUUAUUUUAUAUUAAUUUAAUUAGGGUCUAUUUGACAAUGUGCAAUGUUAUCCGAAAAUGACCGGAAUGCCUUUAGGAUGAAAGUGUUUUGUAUUACACAUUAUAAUUCAAUGUUGUGGAUGGUGUUAUUUAUGGGGCAAUCAUGAUGUUACUAAAAAUCACUAGAGGCAGACCUUUACUUGGGGGUGCAAAGUGUGUGACACCCAGCGCAGGGCCCAAAAGGGUGCAAGCCGAUGGCUCCCCCAAAAAAAAGUACCCGAAACAGGAGUCGAACAGACAAAGGGAACGCAGGCGGUAAUUCGCACAUCAGCGCCCGAUAUGGUUAUAACAGCUCCGACCAAAGAUAAAAAAAUUUAGGCCUUAUAAAUAUUUUUUGACCAUUUUUUAUUUAUUUACCACCUUUUUAAUAAACGAUCCUAAUUUUUUCUUUUCGAUCUGUCUUAAAAAUGGACCAAUCAGAUUUUUUUAUGACAUGCGUAUAAAGGAGUUAUUUUGAUUGGUUCAUUGUCGGAAUCGGAUCGAAGAUUGAGAUUGGGAUCGUUUAUUAAAAACGAAUGUUAAUAAUGUUAAAUGAAAAUAUAAUAAUCUAAAAACCAGUAGGUUUUUAAAGCAAAUAUAUCAUUCCAUUUUACUUCAAGAAACUAUGAUCCUUGUGAUAUUUUGUUAAAUGUGUAUUAUAAUAUUUUGUUACCAAUGUAGAUGAAUUUGUAUUAAAUAUUUGUUUUUGAGGUA
Manduca sexta (tobacco hornworm) is the source of this 3083-nucleotide messenger RNA. RefSeq names its product sodium-independent sulfate anion transporter. The transcript has 14 exons. Gene Ontology annotation, cellular component: membrane. Gene Ontology annotation, molecular function: sulfate transmembrane transporter activity. Gene Ontology annotation, biological process: transmembrane transport. Lineage: Eukaryota; Metazoa; Arthropoda; Insecta; Lepidoptera; Sphingidae. Bases 133 to 1929 code for a protein of 598 amino acids. The record is from RefSeq and is a predicted model, not a curated record.